Messenger RNA from Malus domestica (apple), 1526 nucleotides. The record is from RefSeq and is a predicted model, not a curated record. NCBI's taxonomy places the organism in Eukaryota, Viridiplantae, Streptophyta, Magnoliopsida, Rosales, Rosaceae.
CGGAGGCUAAACAUUGGUUCCUAUUCUUUCCUCUAUCAAGUUGAGUUCCUACAGUGGGUUGCAAUGCCGUUUCAUUUUAUGAUGUUCCCAAAUUUUGUUCCUUUUAAAAUUACUUCCAUAAGGUGCUUUUCUUAGAACUUUCAUCAGAUCAGCGCUUUAAGCCUUGAGCUCUGCAUCCGGAGAUGGCAUCUGAGUGCGUCUACUUGUUGCACACAUUUUAUAAGGAACAAGUAUUUCUAGCAUAGUUAUUUUGUCUCAAUUAACCCUCACAGAUAUGUUUACAUGAUUCUCUACUUUGCAGAAAGCAGAGGCCCAACGACCUAUUCACCGUUCACAUUCAGUCCCUGCGAUUAAUAAAGAUGGAAGCAUAUAUGUAGGCAGUGUCAUUCGUGUAAUUCCAACCACACCACGAGUGGCUGAAAGGACUGUCACGACAACAUCAAGCACAUCCCCUGUAAAUGACACUGUCUUGCGGUUCAGGUGGAAGCGUUGAUGGUGGUGAAGAUAUUGCUGAAGAAGAAGCUGUUUGUCGAAUUUGCUUAGUUGAGCUGGGUGAAGACGCUGACACCCUCAAGAUGGAAUGCAGCUGUAAAGGCGACCUUGCUCUUGCCCACCAAGAAUGUGCUGUAAAAUGGUUCAGCAUUAAAGGUAAUAAAAAAUGUGAUGUGUGUGGAGAAGAGGUUCAGAACCUACCGGUCACCCUUCUACGAAUUCAAAAUUCUCAGGCCGUUAAUUUUCGAGCAAGUAGAGCACAGCAGGCUGAGGCUACUCAAUAUAGGGUUUGGCAGGAUGUUCCCAUCCUUGUCAUAGUCAGCAUGCUUGCUUACUUCUGUUUUCUUGAGCAACUUCUGGUGGGGAAAAUGGGAUCUGGUGCAAUUGCUUUCUCUUCCUUUUUCCUGCAUUUUGGGUCUUCUGGCAUCCAUGACAUCGACCACGAUGGUGAGAAGAAGAUAUGUCUGGAUUUAUGCAACUAUUCAGUUUGUACUGGUGGUUCUCGCGGCACAUCUACUUUAUUCAUUGAUUCACAUGCAGGCAGUUCUGGCUCUUCUCCUCGCCACCUUUUCAGGAUUUGGAGUUACAAUGUGUGGAAGUUCUUUUAUUGUCGAGGCUUUGGGAUGGAGGGAAAGAUGGCGUUCUCAGCAGUCAAAUCAACAGCGUGGUUCUCAGGAGGUGGCGCAGCCGAAUCAAUCACCCCAGAAUACACAACAUACACAGACGAAUCCCCAACAGCGGGAAACUGAACUCGAAUGAGCAGAAGUUACUCAUGGCAGCUGACUUCUCUACCUUAGCAUGCACGAAUGCCACCGCGGCGUACUAAAGGAAAGUCUGGCUGUAAACUGCUACGAAAUAUAGCACAUGUUAAGCGUUGUACAUAAACUAUUUGUACAUAUAGGUUGGCCUUGAGAGCCACAUUGUUCGGCUCAUCCUUCGUUAUGAUUUCGCGAAAAAUGAUCAGAACUUCCUCUGUUCUUCGUAGACGUUAAGACUGCAUUACGUGCUGAAAAGUAGAUUAUUGUUCCGUUGCA